Messenger RNA from Mya arenaria, 16344 nucleotides. RefSeq lists its product as uncharacterized. The record is from RefSeq and is a predicted model, not a curated record. Bases 104 to 5950 code for a protein of 1948 amino acids. Lineage: Eukaryota; Metazoa; Mollusca; Bivalvia; Myida; Myidae. The transcript has 12 exons.
CUACGAUGUACACGGAAGUAUCUGAAUAAUGAGAAAUGUCGGCUAGUGAACGAUUCAAGUGUUUCAUUUAGAUAACGUGAUUCUGUAAAAAUGCUAUUAAAAUAUGGCGGCAUAUAGAACAUUCGCCAGCCCAGAGCCCCAAAACUGGCUAAAACAGUGGAGGGCUGUUUUCAUUACGAGGAAAGCCAUCCUCCCUUCUGUCAAGACAAAGUCUAGCCAUUUGCACACUGAUAUUCUACAGAAGGCAUCGAAUGAACAGACUUGUUCAUUAGACCAUGGUCGUAUAUUUGACCGGCAACAAAUACUUUGUCGAUAUCAUGAAAAACUUCGAAACGAAAUCAAAGCCAUACACAAAAGAAAGAAACCAUCAUGGGGAAACGCUUCUACUGACAAAUGGAGAGACUCGUUUCCUAUCGCCAAGUUAUUCAUGCAGACAGCUGGGUAUGAGGAUAAAUCUUCAUUUGAUGAAAUUGACUUCAACGGACUUGCAGCCUUUAUUUAUAACUGCGGGAAAUUCACACCCACUGUGGAAACAUUAUCUGACGAGGCUCGGAAGUUCGUGAACAAGAUCCGGCAUAUGCCAGACUUAUGCUCAAGUGCUCUGACAGACCAGGCCACCACUGAGUGUAUAGAGAGCAUGCUUGCGUUGCUGAACGACCCAUGUUUCCAGGGAGAUCCAGAGAUACUGGAAGUAAUCAAACAGCUAGAUGAGUUAAAGACCAAAUCUAUAGAUCCAUAUUCGGAAUUGCUGAAAUAUAUUAUUGAAGAUACUACCAUAAGAGGUGUUCAAGAAAUAACGAAAUAUGCUUCCUCUAAAGAAGGCAAAUACAGCGAACGUGCAAGUGAGAUAAAGGGUGACAUUGAAAAACUCAGCGAUCUGUUAAUGUCCAGUAUAGAGGAACAAGGUGAGAGCAUCAUUUACGAUAUUAUGGAAACUUCUAAAAAAUCACUUGCACAGCUGGAUUCGUGCGUAAUCAAUGCUAAGAACAUUCUGAUUGAGGCAACCGAAGAAGGCAUAUUUAAAUUGACAGACACUGCUGAAAAAGCUAUUACACAUGGUAUUGAUGAACUGAAAGAAACAACUUUAGAUGCGAAACGGGGACUUGAAAUAAAGACUGGUAGAGGAAUACAAACACUAGAAGAUUCAACUGUGGCGGGUCGCGAUGAACUGAUUAAAACGACAAUAGAUGGAAAAAACGAAUUAUUAGUAACGACAAAAUGCGGGACAGUGGAGCUGAAAGACACAUUUGAGAGGGCAAAAAACGAUAUGAGCGAAUUUAUUGGAUGUGAAAAACAGAAGAUAAUAUACGAAAGAGAAGAACAAAGAGAGUCCAAACUGACAAAAGCAAAGUCAGAUUUACACCAACAAUUGCUCAAUUAUUACCAGGCAACGUCUGUCACAAUGAACGUUCGAUUGGACAUCGAUGCAGCAGUAGAAGACAUCUAUGAAAAGCCCAAACUUAUAUUGAAGAACAGGAAAGACAAAGAUGGUAAAAUGAAAGAUAAAGAGAUAUCAGAAAUGAAUGAUAUGUUUCUGAGCGAAAAUGGCACGAUGGCUAAAACAGUAUUCGUGGUUGGCGAACCGGGCCAUGGAAAAUCCUCUCUCUGUAAAAAGAUUGUCCAUAGUUGGUGCGAACUGAAAAAGGACGGAAAUGAGAAGACAAAGAAAGACAAUCUGUUAAGCCAGUUUGGGUUCUUAUUCUACAUAAGGCUACGGGAGGCUGCUGAUCAAUGCAAAAUCAAAGAUAUGAUUUUACUGUGUUUAAUUGAACGGAUUCAUUCAGAUGAUAAAGAGUCAAGUGAAUUGUUAACAGAGAUUUUGAAAUCAGAAUGUUGCCUUCUUCUGCUUGAUGGCUUAGACGAGUGGACACAUUGUAGCAAAUGCAACCGUGAUGAACGAAUUCCUCAUGUUGAAACAAGUUGGAUGAACUGUACAACAUUGAUUACAACACGACCAUACAAACUAGCGGAGCUGAAACUGAAUCCCUCACAACGUGGCAACCAUAUGCAGUUGGAGGGUGUUAAGUCACCUGUGAAACUUGUUUCGAGAAUACUUAAGGAGUUGGAGAAAUAUGGAGGAAAACGUCCACACACCUGCGUCGAAGACCUCAAAAUGAAAGGUCUCUGGCAUUUCAAAGAUGAUCCAAUCGUGCUUGUUCAUAUUGUUUGGCUCUGGUUCAGAGACCACCUAAACGUGAAUAUGUGCUUGUCUGAAGUUUACAAGAAAAUAAUAGAAGAAAGAUGGGCUGAAAUGAACGACAAGAAAAAAAUGGAGGAAAACGAGCUUCCAGAAGAAUUUCUUGAUUCUUUGAGCAAAUUAGCUUUCAAUAAACUGUUUUCAGCAAAUGAGGAUGAAUCCAUUGUUUUUUGCAUUGCAAAGGAUCAGUUAGAGAGGAAGUGUCAUCAAUCGUCUCUCGAAUCUGGCAUCAUGUCAUGUAGUAGUAAAAUAGGUGAACGGUUGGCAUUUUACCAAUUUUUGCACAAAUCUCUUCAAGAAUACUUGUCAGCAUUGUAUUUGGCAAAAGGUAGCAAAUCAGAUUUGCUCAAACAUUGUCAACAUGUUCAGGAGGUGUAUAGAAAAUACAGGAGAGAAGGUGUGCUUAGCAUGCGUCAGGUGUUUCUCUUUCUAUGCAGCAUGGACAUAAAUGCUUCUAAAGUGUUUUCGAAGUCAUUAAAUGAACUUUUAACUGACCAGUUUGAAAGAAAUGGUUUUUCUGAUAAAGAAACAAUAGCUUUCCAGGAUAUGAUACUGCAAGGCUAUGAGGAAGCGGAGAGAGGCGGUCACGCCGGAGCGGAGUUCUGCCUGCAGCAUGUCGGCAUCUUUCCUGUUGAUCAAUGGCGUUUCGAUUAUAACAUUAGACAUCAGCAGAAGACAAUUUUGAAACAUUGCUUGGAUAAAAAAAACACUCUCGUCACAUUAUAUAUAUCCGGCAAAUGCGACCUUCCUUCUGCUUUGCAGGGCAAGAAUCAUGCAAGUGUUUUGGAUUUAGAGAUUUACAAGAAUCUAAAAUUUGUUGUUUUAGACAAUGUUCCAUAUAGAGAUAUCAACAAAUUGAACUGGAAUGGAUUAAAAGAAUGUAAAAUACAAUUCAACUCUUUUAUUCAACCAGCAAAGAAACUGAUAUCUUCAUUUAUGUCCUCAGAUGUAUCAUGUUUGAAAAGACUUUCAAUGAAAUGGAUUGGUUGGGAACAUAAAGCCCAGAAAACCUUCUCGAAGCUUCAACAUAUUGAACAUCUAGACGUCACAUGGAAGAAGACUCUACCAAAGAAUUCGAAAUUUGAUCUUGAUCUUCGACAUCUGGAAAAACUCAACUAUCUGGUUUUAAAGGGACUUGCUUUCUCUGACGUUUUUAUUCCACAUAGGCUCAAUCUUCACAAGUUGAAGGUCAGUUUUAGCACACAAAAAAGAGCACCACGGUUAAUGGCGGCGUUACUAGCAAUAACAGACGAUUCAAUCAGUCCAAAUCUGGACGGGCCGCUUUCCACCCUUACGAAUGUUAAAUUGGGUAACAUGAUCAUAUCAGAGGGAACGUUCAGACGUCUCGUUAGUAUUGUGAUACAGUCGGGACAUUCUGUGAACUGUAAGUUAGAUGACUGUACAAUUGAGCCUGAAGAGGACGUGAGACAGCUGCAGUUGGAGAUGGAGAACCAGUCCGCUCUUCAGAUGGUUGCUCUACAGCCCGUCUCAGCUGACUAUACAACACACAUUACAAUAGCGAACACGACCAUGUCAGCAGGAGAGUUCAGACGUCUCAUUAGUAUUGUGAUACAGUCGGGACAUUCUGUGAACUGUGAGUUAGAGUCCUGUAUAUUAGAGCCUGAUGAGGACGUGAGACAGCUGCAGGUGGAGAUGGAGAACCAGUCCGCUCUUCCGAUGGUUGUUCUACAGCCCGUCUCAGCUGACUAUACAACACACAUUGCAAUAAUGAAAACGACCAUGUCAGCAGGAGAGUUCAGACGUCUCGUUAGUAUUGUGAUACAGUCGGGACAUUCUGUGAACUGUGAUUUAGGGCGCUGUACAAUAGAGCCUGAAGAGGACGUGAGACAGCUGCAGGUGGAGAUGGAGAACCAGUCCGCUCUUCAGAUGGUUGUUCUACAGCCCGUCUCAGCUGACAAUACAACACACAUUACAAUAGAGGAAACGACCAUGUCAGCAGGAGAGUUCAGACGUCUCGUUAGUAUUGUGAUACAGUCGGGACAUUCUGUGAACUGUGAGUUAUGGCACUGUACAAUAAAUCCUGAAGAGGACGUGAGACAGCUGCAGGUGGAGAUGGAGAACCAGUCCGCUCUUCAGAUGGUUGUUCUACAGCCCGUCUCAGCUGACUAUACAACACACAUUACAAUAAGGGAAACGACCAUGUCAGCAGGAGAGUUCAGACGUCUCGUUAGUAUUGUGAUACAGUCGGGACAUUCUGUGAACUGUGUGUUAUGGGACUGUAUAUUAGAGCCUGAUGAGGACGUGAGACAGCUGCAGUUGGAGAUGGAGAACCAGUCCGCUCUUCAGAUGGUUGCUCUACAGCCCGUCUCAGCCUACUCUACAACACACAUUACAAUAAAGAAGACGACCAUGUCAGCAGGAGCGUUCAGACGUCUCGUUAGUAUUGUGAUACAGUCGGGACAUUCUGUGAACUGUGAGUUAUGGCACUGUACAAUAAAGCCUGAAGAGGACGUGAGACAGCUGCAGGUGGAGAUGGAGAACCAGUCCGCUCUUCAGAUGGUUGUUCUACAGCCCGUCUCAGCUGACUAUACAACACACAUUACAAUAAGGGAAACGACCAUGUCAGCAGGAGAGUUCAGACGUCUCGUUAGUAUUGUGAUACAGUCGGGAAAUUCUGUGAACUGUGAUUUAGGGCACUGUACAAUAGAGCCUGAAGAGGACGUGAGACAGCUGCAGGUGGAGAUGGAGAACCAGUCCGCUCUUCAGAUGGUUGUUCUACAGCCCGUCUCAGCUGACAAUACAACACACAUUACAAUAGAGGAAACGACCAUGUCAGCAGGAGAGUUCAGACGUCUCGUUAGUAUUGUGAUACAGUCGGGACAUUCUGUGAACUGUGAGUUAUGGCACUGUACAAUAAAGCCUGAAGAGGACGUGAGACAGCUGCAGGUGGAGAUGGAGAACCAGUCCGCUCUUCAGAUGGUUGUUCUACAGCCCGUCUCAGCUGACUAUACAACACACAUUACAAUAAGGGAAACGACCAUGUCAGCAGGAGAGUUCAGACGUCUCGUUAGUAUUGUGAUACAGUCGGGACAUUCUGUGAACUGUGAGUUAGGGCGCUGUACAAUAGAGCCUGAAGAGGACGUGAGACAGCUGCUGGUGGAGAUGGAGAACCAGUCCGCUCUUCCGAUGGUUGCUCUACAGCCCGUCUCAGCUGACUAUACAACACACAUUGCAAUAAGUGAAACGACCAUGUCAGCAGGAGAGUUCAGACGUCUCGUUAGUAUUGUGAUACAGUCGGGACAUUCUGUGAACUGUGAGUUAGAGUUCUGUACAAUAGAGCCUAAAGAGGACGUGAGACAGCUGCUGGUGGAGAUGGAGAACCAGUCCGCCGUGAAACUUGUGAGGGCCUUCCAGGUUAAUGAAUUCCACUUCUGGUAUGUUGAGUUCAACGUAAACGUAAAUGAGUCCACGGAACCAGAAGAGUCUCUUCUUUCCUUCGGAAGUAACUCCCCUUGUUCCGACGCGUCCAAGGAACCGGAAUUGUCCGUCCAGGCUUUCAGAAAUAACUCCCAUUUCUCCGUCGCGUCAACGGAACCGGAAGAGUCCCUUCAGGCUACCGGAAGUAGAUCCCCUUGCUCUGUCGCGUCCGCGGAACCGGAAGUGCCCCUCCAGGCUUCCGGAAGAAGCUCCCCUUGCUCCGCCGCAUCCACGGAACCGGAACAGUCCCUCCAGGCUAGCGGAAGCAACACCCUUACUCCGUCGGCUCCAAAGAAAGCUAAGAUGACGCCUUAGGACAUUCUAAGGAACUUAACCAUGGACGGCUCAAAGCCCUUAAACAAUCAGAGUAAAUGACUGGCAGUCGAAUGAUGUGCUUUUAAUAGUUUUGUACAAGUUUAUUUUCCGAAGUAGAAACAUGUUUUCGAAACAGCAAAUUUUGGUUCAAAUAAUCAUUCUGUAUUAUGUUUGAUGAAUUUUAUUCAUUUCUUUCAUGUUGGUCUGUAGUUAUGGUUUAUCUCAUUUAUGUCCGAUUUAACGAUUGAAUGUUAACGCGCACAGCGCUGUUAUAAAAACAUCGAUGACAUUAUUUCCGGUAUGACAUCGUUUUGCUAACAUUUGGCGAUAUUUUUAAAGUAAAGAUCAAUUCAUUAUUAUCUCUAAUGUCUGGAAAGCAUAAAAUAAAGAGAAAGGGUGUGUUUUUUAGUGUAAGAUUGUUAUAUAAUUCACCUCGUUCACAACAAUGUAAAUAUUUUGCUUUUGGUGUUCACUCAAGAAAAAAAUAACUGUCGUACACUGAUACAAACAAGUACCCUCUAUAAGUGUUGUAUGUCGACUGAUUCUAAAGUUGUUUCUUUAUAUAGAGUUUGAUCUGUUUGUUUUUUGCCUUGCGAGUUAUAUCUGCACUCUCACAGGUAUACCGUUUUUACAACUUUAAAAAAAAUGUCUUUGACAGAGCAAAUUUUCGCGUAAAUAUCUUCAAACCAGUGAUAAAAGAUUGCUGACAAAAAAUUAGAUCGCAAAUUUUCAUAUUUCCGUUCGAAAACCAUGUUUAAUGAGUAACGGUUUAAGAAAAUACAUAACACAUCAAUUUUUGAACUUGAAUAUAAAAAUCUGCGAUCUGAUUUUUGUCAGCUGUCUUGUAUAACUGGUUUCCAUGCAUUUUCGCAAAAAUUGGCUCGUUCCAAGACAAAAAAUAAAAAAAGCUGUGAAAACGUUCAAUCUCUAAGAGUGCAGCUUUAAAGUGAUAUCAGAGUACAGUACAACUGUAAAUAUAUUUUAAUUUUAUUUAACAUUGUCAUAAAGAAUUUAAAGAGUGCUGUUGCUGUGUAGAAAGUUUGAAAGUGUUGUUAUAUAUGCCUUGUAGAUUUUUACUGUGAAUAUAGAUUUUUUUUUAACAUUGCCAUAAUGAUUCAAAAGAGUGCUGUUGCUGAAUAUAGAGUUUGAAAGUGUUGUUAUAUAUGCCUUGUAGAUUUUUACUGUGAAUAUAGUUUAAUUUUUUUUAACAUUGCCAUAAUGAUUCUAAAGAGUGCUGUUGCUGAAUAUAGAGUUUGAAAGUGUUGUUAUAUGCCUUGAAAGUUACAAUGACUUCAGAGUAGAUUAUUACUGUAAAUAUAGUUUCAUUUCUUAACAUUGUCAUAAUGAUUUUAAAGAGUGCUGUUGCUGUAUAGAGAGUUUGAUGUAUUGUUAUAUACCUUGCAAGUUAUAGUAAUUUCAGAGUACUAGAUUAUUACUGUAAAUAUAGUUUCAUUUCUUAACAUUGUCAUAAUGAUUUAAAAGAGUGCUGUUGCUGUAUAGAGAGUUUGAUAGUGUUGUUAUAUGCCUUGUACGCUUUCGUGAUUUCAGAGUAUAUAAUUACUAUUAAUACAGUUUAAUUUCUUAACAUUGUCAUAAUGAUUCUUAUGUGUGUGUUUUUAUAGACAGUUUGAUGUGUUUGUAUAUGCCUUGCACGCUAUAGUGAUUUCAGAGUACAUAAUUACUGUAAAUAAAGUUGCAUUUCUAAACAUUGUCAUAAUGAUUUACGGUAAGUAGAGUUGCCUUUCUUAACAUUGUCAUAAUGAUCUACUGUAUAUAAAGUUGCCUUUCUUAACAUUGUCAUAAUGAUCUACUGUAUAUAAAGUUACCUUUCUUAACAUUGUCAUAAAGAUUUUAAAGUGUUUUGUUGCUGUAUAGAGAUUUUGAUGUGUUUGUAUAUGCCUUGCACGCUACAGUGAUUUCAGAGUACAUUAUUACUGUGAAUAGAGUUGCAUUUCUAAACAUUGUCAUAAUAAUUUACUGUAAGUAGAGUUGCCUUUCUUAACAUUGUCAUAAUUAUUCUUAAGUGUGUUAUUGCUGUAUAUUGAGUUCAGUCUGUUUAAUGUGUUUGUAUAUGCCUUGCAAGUUAUAGUGAUUUCAGAGUACAUUAUUACUGUAAAUAGAGCUUGAUAUGUUUACAUACACAUGCAUGUUUUGUACGUAAAAAUGACUUUAAAGGAACUCGUUCACAUUUUGUAAGUCUAAACAUAGAAAAUAAUUAGUUCUCGUGCAAUGUGAAGAAAACGCAAGUAACAUAGAUUAAACAUCAUCAUUAACAUCAUAUAAGAUCUCUCUCUUGCUUAUGUAUUCUUGCCAUUGUCAAAUAUUUGGAUAUAUUUUCUUUCCGAAAAGCACUGGUACCACUGUUGUAAACUGACUUAUGUUCGGCUUGGAUUAACAAAAGUCUGCUCAAGUGAGUGUCCAUCGAUGGCUGUUUUGUGUUUGUUCAACAAAGGAAAUAAAAUAAAUGAAUUUCAAAUAUGAGACAAUUGUUGCCAACAUAAAAUCUGUGAGAUAGUCUCUUUAAUGUACAUUACUGCUGUUAAAAUAGUUGUGUUUGUGUAAAUAUAUAUUGUACAGUAUAGUGGUUUCAAAAUACAUUCAAUGACUGUUAAUAUAGUUUCAUAUUUAUAAAUGUGUUAGUAUGUGCAUCAUAUUGAUUUGUCUGAUAAUUCUGCGUCUGGUUAAUGUUUUAACUGUUUUUGCAUCAUACAUUUAUUCUAUAGUUCAUCGUGACUGUUAGAAUACUUUCAUUUGUUUUAAUCUGUCUUAUAAAUUAUGCCGAUUUUAGAAUUCAUUGUUACUGUUAGUAUACUUUCAUUUGUUUUAAUUUGUCUUGUAAAUAAUGGCUUGAAGCGUUUUCACAGGAAAUAGUGUUAACCGUAUUGUCACACAAUUUUAUACGUGUGUGUUUAUAAACGAGUCCUUUAAUAGCGAGCUUUUAAACAUUUUUCCUGCAUGAACUGAAUAAAAGUGUGUGUGUUUUGAUAACGAGUGUUCGAUUAUUAUGAUCACAUGCUAUAUAAACCGGUAAAAAUAAACAAAAAAUGAUCGUUCUAAUGACUUACUACAUUCGACACUGAUGAUAUACUUCAUUUGACUCUGAUGACAUGCUUCAUUUGACAGUGUUGACAUACAAAAUGUGUUACUGAUGACAUACUUCAUUUGUUACUGAUGACAUACUUCAUUUGACACGCAUAACAUACUUCGUUUGACACUGCUGACAUACAUCGUUUGGCAGUGAUGACUGACUACAUUUGUUACUGAUGACAUACUUCAUUUGACACGGAUUACAUACUUCCGUCAUUUCACACGGAUUACAUACUUCAUUUGACAUGGAUUCCAUACUACAUUUAACACUGAUGACAUACUACAUCUGACACUGAUGACAUACUACAUUUAACACUGAUGACAUACUACAUUUGACACUGAUGACUUUCUACAUUUAACACAGAUGACAUACUACAUUUGGCACUGAUGAUAUGACAUACUAUAUUUGACACUGAUGACAUAAUACAUUUGACACUGAUGACAUAAUACAUUUAACACUGAUGACAUACUUCAUUUAACACUGAUGACAUACUACAUUUGACACUGAUGACAUACUACAUUUGACACUGAUGACAUACUACAUUUGACACUGAUGACAUACCACACUAAACACCUAAGACAAAGUUCAUUUUACACAAUUGCUAACUUCAAUUGUUUUCAUCUGCUAUAUAUCGAAACAUUUCAUUACUCCCUGUCACGAAAAUGGAAAAUGUAGGAAAAUCAUUGAUUCAGCUUUACGAGUCUCCCCAUGAUUGAUCGAUAAUUAAAAUCCUAUUCUAUCAAUACACGUGUACAUUCAGUUAGAUGACUAGAAUGCAUUUGUAUUUGUACAUAUGUUAUGGUUAGCAUUGUUUUGCUUUAUUGCAUGACAUUUCACAUUUUCCUGUUAUUCCCAUUGUAUACAUGUAUGAUAUAUCUUGUAUUGUAUGCCCUAAUUGUAUGCUGCAUGUCAUUUUCCCGGUAUUUGUUUAACCUAGUGUACACCCCAGUAACAUUUUAUUUAUUAUAGCAUAACCAUUUUAUUUUAAAGAAUGACUGUUAAUUCUAUUUAUACAUAUAUGAAUUAGGCAAAAGUGAAUGAUAAGAAUGGUAUUUUACGGAAAAAUAGGAAUUUUUGAAAUAAAAACAUAUUUGAAAAACAUCAUUUUAUAAAGGUAAAUGUAAUUAAAAAAAUACUAUUAAGAAAUGUGCAUUUUGAUGAGUCAAGUUAUUAAAACAAGCAGUAUAUAUUUAUAAAGACGGUACUUCCACGUAUGCUAAUAGUGUCUGCUAUUUAUUACCUUUUCCCAUGUUAAUAAUUAUAAAAUUCAAUUACUGAACUAAGAUGGUACAUGAACGUAAGUUAAUGGUGUCUGCAUUUUUUCACAUUCCCAUAGUAAUAUUUACAAUGUUCACUUAUUGAAAUAAGUACACGGUACAUGAACGUAAGAUAAUGGUGUCUGCACUUUAUUCACUUCUGCCAUGUUAAUAAUUAUGAUGUUUAUUAUCUAGCUAAGUAGACGGUACAUGAACGUAAGUUAAUGGUGUCUGUACAUCAUUUACAUUUCGCGUGUUGAUAUUUAUGUUGUUUACUAUUGAACUUAGUAGACGGUACAUGAACAUAAGUUAAAGGUGUCUGCAAUUUAUUUACUUUUCCCAAUUAAUAAUAAUAGUGUUUACUAUUGAACCAAGUACUCGGUACAUGAACAUAAGUUAAUGGUUUCUGCACUUUAUUUAAUUUGCAAUGGUAAUAAUUAUAAUGUUCAUUUAUUGAUUUUAGUAGGCGGUACAUGAACAUAGAUUAAAGGUGUCUGCCAUUAUUUACUUUUCGCGUGUUGAUAAUUAUGUUGAUAACUAUUAAACUAAGUAGAUGGUAUAUGAACAUAAGUUAAUGGUGUCUGCAAUUUAUCUACUUUUCGCGUGUUGAUAAUUAUGUUGUUUACAAUUAAACUAUGUUGACGGUACAUGAACAUAAGUCAAUGGUGUCUUCAAUCUAUUUACUUUUCCCGUGUUAAUAAUAAUAGUGUUUACUAUUGAACCAAGUAGUCGGUACAUGAACAUAAGUUAAUGGUGUCUGCACUUUAUUUAAUUUCCAAUAGUAAUAAUUAUAAUGUUCAUUUAUUGAAAUUUGUAGACGGUAUAUGAUCAUAAGUUAAUGGUGUCUGCAAUUUAUUGACAUUUCCCGUGUUAAUAAUGAUAGUGUUGACUAUUGAACCAAUUAGACGGUACAUGAACAUAAGUUAAUGGUGUCUGCAAUUUAUUUACUUCCCAAUAGUAAUAAUUAUAAUGUUAAUUUAUUUUGAACUUAGUAGACGGUACAUGAACAUAAGUUAAUGGUGUCUGCAAUUUAUUGACAUUUCACGUGUUAAUAAUGAUAGUGUUGACUAUUGAACCAAGUAGACGGUACAUGAACAUAAGUUAAUUGUGUCUGCAAUUUAUUUACUUCCCAAUAGUAAUAACUAUAAUGUUCAUUUAUUCUGAGCUUAGUAGACGGUACAUGAACAUAAGUUAAUGGUGUCUGCAACUUAUUACUUUUCCAAUAGUAAUAAAUAUAAUGCUCAUUUAUUGAACUUAGUAGAUGGAACAUGAACAUAAGUUAAUGGUGUCUGCAAUUUAUUUGCUUUCCCGUGUUGAUAAUGAUAUUAUUUAUUAUUAACCUAAGUAGACGGUACAUUAACAUAAGUUAAUGGUGUCUGCAAUUUAUUUGCUUUCCCGUGUUGAUAAUGAUAUUAUUUAUUUUUUAACCUAAGUAGGCGGUACAUAGACAUAAGUUAUGGUGUCUGCAAUUUAUUUACUUUCCCGUGUUAAUAAUGAUAUUGUUUAUUAUUAACCUAAGUAGACGGUACAUGAACAUAAGUUAAUGGUGUCUGCAAUUUAUAUACUUUUCCGUGUUAAUAAUGAAAUUGUUUAUUAUUAAUAUUAACCUAAGUAGACGGUACAUGAACAUAAGUUAAUGGUGUCUGCAAUUUAUAUUCUUUCCCGUGUUAAUAAUGAUAUUGUUUAUAUUUAACCUAAGUAGACGGAACAUGAACAUAAGUUAAUGGUUUCUGCAAUUUAUAUACUUUCCCGUGUUAAUAAUGAUAUUGUUUAUAAUUAACCUAAGUAGACGGAACAUGAACAUAAGUUAAUGGUUUCUGCAAUUUAUAUACUUUCCCGUGUUAAUAAUGAUAUUGUUUAUUAUUAACCUAAGUAGACGGAACAUGAACAUAAGUUAAUGGUGACUGCAAUAAUUUACUUUCCCGUGUUAAUAAUGAUAUUAUUUAUUUUUAACCUAAGUAGACGGUACAUGAACAUAAGUUAAUGGUGUCUGCAAUUAAUUUACUUUCCCGUGUUAAUAAUGAUAUUGUUUAUUAUUAACCUAAGUAGACGGAACAUGAACAUAAGUUAAUGGUGUCUGCAAUUUAUUUACUUUCCCGUGUUAAUAAUGAUAUUGUUUAUUAUUAACCUAAGUAGACGGUACAUGAACAUAAGUUAAUGGUGUCUGCAAUUUAUUUACUUUACCGUGUUAAUAAUGAUAGUGUUUAUUAAUAACCUAAGUAGACGGUACAUGAACAUAAGUUAAUGGUGUCUGCAAUUUAUUUACUUUCCCGUGUUAAUAAUGAUAUUGUUUAUUUUUUAACCUAAGUAGACAGUACAUGAACAUAAGUCAAUGGUGUCUGCAAUUUAUUUACUUUGCCGUGUUAAUUAUGAUAUUGUUUAUUAAUAACCUAAGUAGACGGUACUUGAACAUAAGUUAAUGGUGUCUGCAAUUAAUUUACUUUCCCGUGUUAAUAAUGAUAUUGUUUAUUUUUAACCUAAGUAGACGGUACAUGAACAUAAGUUAAUGGUGUCUGCAAUUUAUAUACUUUUCCGUGUUAAUAAUGAUAUUGUUUAUUAUUAACCUAAGUAGACGGUACAUGAACAUAAGUUAAUGGUGUCUGCAAUUUAUUUACUUUCCCGUGUUAAAAAUGAUAUUGUUUAUUUUUAACCUAAGUAGACGGUACAUGAACAUAAGUUAAUGGUGUCUGCAAUUAAUUUACUUUCCCGUGUUAAUAAUGAUAUUGUUUAUUAUUAACCUAAGUAGACGGUUCAUGAACAUAAGUUAAUGGUGUCUGCAAUUAAUUUACUUUCCCGUGUUAAUAAUGAUAUUGUUUAUUUUUAACCUAAGUAGACGGUACAUGAACAUAAGUUAAUGGUGUCUGCAAUUUAUAUACUUUUCCGUGUUAAUAAUGAUAUUGUUUAUUAUUAACCUAAGUAGACGGUACAUGAACAUAAGUUAAUGGUGUCUGCAAUUUAUUUACUUUCCCGUGUUAAAAAUGAUAUUGUUUAUUUUUAACCUUAGUAGACGGUACAUGAACAUAAGUUAAUGGUGUCUGCAAUUAAUUUACUUCCCCGUGUUAAUAAUGAUAUUGUUUAUUAUUAACCUAAGUAGACGGUACAUGAACAUAAGUUAACGGUGUCUGCAAUGCAUUUACUUUCCCGUGUAAAUAAUGAUAUUGUUUAUUAUUAACCUAAGUAGACGGUACAUGGACAUAAGUUAAUGGUGUCUGCAAUUAAUUUACUUUUCCGUGUUUAUAAUGAUAUUGUUUAUUAUUAAUAUUAACGUAAGUGGACGGUACAUGAACAUAAGUUAAUGGUGUCUGCAACUAAUUUACUUUCCCGUGUUAAUAAUGAUAUUGUUUAUUAUUAACCUAAGUAGAUGGUACAUGAACAUAAGUUAAUGGUGUCUGCAAUUUAUACACUUUUCCGUGUUAAUACUGAUAUUGUUUAUUAAUAACCUAAGUAGACGGUACAUGAACAUAAGUUAAUGGUGUCUGCAAUUUAUUUACUUUUCGCGUGUUGAUAAUUAUGCUGAACAUUAGCUGUUGAACUAAGUAGACGGUAAAUGAACAUAAGUUAAUGGUGUCUGCAAUCUAUUUACUUUUCCCGUGUUGAUAUAAUUAUGUUGUUAACUAUUAAACUAAGUAGACAGUACAUGAACAUAAAUUAAUGGUGUCUGCAAUUUAUUUACUUUUCCCGUGUUAAUAAUGAUAGUGUUUACUAUUAAACCAAGUAGACGGUACAUGAACAUAAGUUAAUGGUGUCUGCAAUUUAUUCACUUCCCAAUAGUAAUAAUUAUAAUGUUCAUUUAUUUUCAGCUAAGUAGACGGUACAUGAACAUAAGUUAAUGGUGUCUGCAAUUUAUUUGCUUUCCCGUGUUAAUAAUGAUAUUGUUAUCAUUAACCUAAGUAGAGGGUACAUGAACAUAAGUUAAUGGUGUCUGGAAUUUAUUUACUUUUCGCGUGUUGAUAAUUAUGCUUAACAUUAGCUGUUGAACUAAGUAGACGGUAAAUGAACAUAAGUUAAUGGUGUCUGCAAUCUUUUUACUUUUCCGGUGUUGAUAUAAUUAUGUUGUUUACUAUUAAACUAAGUAGACAGUACAUGAACAUAAGUUAAUGGUGUCUGCAAUUUAUUUGCUUUCCCGUGUUAAUAAUGAUAUUGUUAUCAUUAACCUAAGUAGACGGUACAUGAACAUAAGUUAAUGGUGUCUGGAAUUUGUUUACUUUUCGCGUGUUGAUAAUUAUGCUUAACAUUAGCUGUUGAACUAAGUAGACGGUGAAUGAACAUAAGUUAAUGGCGUCUGCAAUCUUUUUACUUUUCCGGUGUUGAUAUAAUUAUGUUGUUUACUAUUAAACUAAGUAGACAGUACAUGAACAUAAGUUAAUGAUGUCUGCAAUUUAUUUACUUUUCCCGUGUUAAUAAUUGUAGUGUUUACUAUUGAACCAAGUAGACGGUACAUGAACAUAAGUAAAUGGUAUCUGCACUUUAUUUACUUACCAAUAGUAAUGAUUAUAAUGUUCAUUUAUUUUUAGUUUAUUCGACGGUACAUGAACAUAAGUUAUUGUUGAUAAUUAUGUUGUUAACUAUUAAACUAAGUAGAUGGUACAUGAACAUAAGUGAAUGGUUUCUGCAACUUAUUCACCUUCCAAUAGUAAUAAUUAUAAUGCUCAUUUUUUAACUAAGUAGACGGUACAUGAACAUAAGUUUAUGGCGUCUGCAGUUAUGUUUUUUUUAAAGCAAUAAUUAUAAUGUUUAUUUAUUAAAAUAAGUAGACUGUGCAUGAACAUAAGCUAAUGGUGUUUCAUGUUAAAUAAUUAUGCAUUUAAUAUUUAAGUAAGUUGACGGUACAUGAACAUUUGUUUAUAUUUAUAUAUAUAUAUAUAUAUAGUUUUAUUUACUUCUCCCAUGUUAAAUAAUUAUACUUUUAUUAUUGUAUUUUGUUGCUUGUUUUUACUUGUAUUGGGUUUAUUUCGAAAUGUGAAAUAAUGUAGGAUACUGUUAGCACAUAUCGCCAAGUAUUAUCGUUAUGACUCACUUCAUUUGACACUGAUGGCAUACUACUUUUGACCCUUAUGGCAUACUUCAUUUGACCCUUAUGGCAUUCUUCAUUUGACCCUUAUGACAUACUUCAUUUUACCCUGAUGACAUACUUAAUUUGACCCUGAUGACAUACUUCAUUUUGCCCUUAUGAUUACAUUAUUUGACCCUUAUGACUAGUAUUGCAUUGACCCUUAUUAUUUACUUCAUUUGACCCUGAUGACAUACGUAAUUUGACCCUUCUGACUUACUUCAUUUGACCCUCAUGACAAACCUCAUUUGACCCUUAUCACUUACUUCAUUUGACUCCUUUGACUAACUUCUUUUGACACUGAUGACAUACUAAAUUUGACCAUAAUGACAUACUUCAUUGGACACUGAGAUAAUUACCUUAAUCAAGAGUUAGUGUGAUUGUAGAAAUAUGACAUAUAAUCAAGAGUAAGUGCGAUUGUAGAAAUAUGACAUAUAAUCAAGAGUAAGUGCGAUUGUAGAAAUAUGACAUAUAAUCAAGAGUAAGUGCGAUUGUAGAAAUAUGACAAAUAAUCAAGAGUUAAUGUGAUUGUGGAAUUAUGACAUAUAAUCAAGGGUAAGUGCAAUUGUAGAAAUAUGACAUGUAAUCAAGAGUACGUGUGAUUGUGGAAAUAUGACAUACAAUCAAGAGUAAGUGCGAUUGUAGAAAUAUAACAUAUAAUCAAGAGUAAGCGUGAUGGUAUAAAGAUGACAUAUAAUCAAGAGUUAGUGUGAUUGUGGAAAUAUGACAUAUAAUCAAGAGUAAGCGUGAUGGUAUAAAGAUGACAUAUAAUCAAGAGUAAGUGUGAUUGUGGAAAUAUGACAAAUGGUCGACUUAUAACAUAUAAUUGAGAGUUAGUGCGACGGUUGAGUAAUAACAUAUAGUCAAGAGUUGAUGUGAUGGUAGAAAUAUGGCAUAUAAUGAAGAGUUAGUGUGAUAGUAGAAAUAUGAAAUAUAAUCAAGAGUACGUGUGUAUUACAUACAUGUAUGUUAUUAUUAAAUGAUGUAAGGAUGAAAUAAA